Molecule: messenger RNA, 342 nt
Organism: Amborella trichopoda
Lineage: Eukaryota; Viridiplantae; Streptophyta; Magnoliopsida; Amborellales; Amborellaceae
Biological process (GO): DNA integration
Molecular function (GO): nucleic acid binding
Source: RefSeq, a predicted model, not a curated record
AUGGACAUCAUAGGACCCAUCAAACCCCCUUCGGCAUUGGGUCACACCUACAUCUUAGCUGCUACGGACUACUUCUCUAAGUGGGCCGAAGCAAUUUGCCUCAAGCAUGUUCCUGGAAUGUCGGUAGCUAUUUUUGUGCAGCAUCACAUCAUCUACCGAUCUGGUGUACCUGAUCAGAUCACAUCAGAUACUGGCCUGCAAUACAGAAGUCAGUACAUCGACCGCUUGGCCACCCAGUUUUGCUUUGACUGGAAAUACUCUACCAUGUACAACCCUCGGGCAAAUGGUCUAGCCGAGGCCUUCAACAAGACUCUCUAUGCUGUCUUGCAGAAGUCAAUGUAA